CCCAAUCUUAGAUUCCUCCUUUAAAUAAUAAACAAUUGCAAUAUAUUACUUUUGAUCAGAUAUUAUCAAAAAUAGGCAUAGGAAUAUAUCAGUAUUUAUUUUAUAUAAUCAUGGCUACUUUAGGAUUGACAGAAGGUGCAUAAGUAUCUGUAUUUACAAUAAUGAUACCUAUAUUAAAAAAUGAAUGGGAAGUAAAAGAGGAAGUUAAUACCAUCUAAGUAUGCUUAGUUUUUAUAGGUUUUUUAUUAGGAUCAGUUAUAAGUGGUUAAUUUGCAGAUAGAUACGGAAGAAAAAAGCCAUUUAUAGUAAGUAGUUUUUGUACCGCGAUUUUUACUAUUCUACAAGCUUUUACAACCAACAUAGUUUAAUUAAUAAUUCUUAGGUUUCUUUCUGCAUUAUUAGUUGGCUUUUUUGGACCUUUAGGAGUAACUCUAUUAGCAGAAAUAACUCCUUUAGAAGUAAGAGGUAGAUUUAUGAGUCUAGUGACUGUAAGUUUCGCUAUAGGCCAAUUAUAUGGCUAAUUCGUCAGUUAUUUUACACUAGAAAACCUUUCUCAUGGAAACUGGAGACUUUUGAUAAUAUUUACUGGUUUACCUGGAUUAGUAGCCUGGUUAUUGGGUGUAUUUUUCCUCGACGAAAGUGGCCGAUAUGCUUUAAUGGAUGGUAAAUAUGAAUAAGCCUUUACUAUAAUAAACAAAAUAAAUAGGAUAAACGGUAACCGAAUGGGAGAAUUAACCGAAGAAUAAAAAUAAUAACUAAAAGAGUCAUCAAUUUUAAUGAAUAAACAACUCCAUUAGGUAAAAGGGAGUAUACUUUCUUUAUUUUAAAAUGAUGGGAAAAUAUUAACCCCUUUAAUAUGGUUUAAUUGGUUCACAUUGUCUUUUAUGUACUAUGGAGUAUUAACUAUGAUGCCUAAAAUGAUGGAAGAAAUUGAAAAAAUGCAUCCUGAUUAAGAAGAUAAAAAUUAUUUCAGUGAUAUCGUGAAACUAGCCUUUAGCACUUUAUCUGAAAUUAUAUCAGCUUGUAUCGCCUCUUAUUUAAUAGAAAUUAAAGGAUUAGGUAGGAAAAAUUCUAUGAUAAUCUGUUAUACUUUAUAGGGAAUUUCAUCUAUUAUAGUCUAUAUUGAUGCCGGUAGUCAUUUCGUAUUCUGGGCAUCUGGAUGUAAAUUUUUCCUUAGUAUGUCCUUUAUAUUUGCAUAUUAAUUUACUGCAGAAAUAUAUUCGACUAAAAUUAGAACUACAGGAGUUGGAAUGGCUAAUGGAAUAGGAAGAUCAGGGGGUGGGAUUAUGCCUUGGAUUUGUAUGGCAUUGUAAAAAACAGACAUUUUUUUGCCUUUUUUACUUUUUACCUGUUUGAGCUUUUUAACUGCGCUAGUUGAUUUUAUUAUUCCUUAUGAUACUUUAGGUAGGGAGUUAGAUACAGCUGAAUAGGAAAAUUAAGAAGAAGAAAAAACUUAUUAAUGAAUAAUUUAUAAUAUAACAUAAUUUUUUU
This is a messenger RNA of Ichthyophthirius multifiliis, 1491 nucleotides long. RefSeq names its product major facilitator superfamily protein, putative. The transcript is spliced from 2 exons. Gene Ontology annotation, molecular function: transmembrane transporter activity. Lineage: Eukaryota; Ciliophora; Oligohymenophorea; Hymenostomatida. Gene Ontology annotation, biological process: transmembrane transport. Gene Ontology annotation, cellular component: membrane. The record is from RefSeq and is a predicted model, not a curated record.